Molecule: messenger RNA, 1644 nt
Organism: Sporothrix brasiliensis 5110
Lineage: Eukaryota; Fungi; Ascomycota; Sordariomycetes; Ophiostomatales; Ophiostomataceae
Exons: 2
Coding region: 1-1644 (547 amino acids)
Molecular function (GO): metal ion binding
Source: RefSeq, a predicted model, not a curated record
AUGUCGCCUCGCACCAUCUACUACGUUGUGCGGCCCGGCCUAGCAACGACGCUGCCGUCCGGUGGCCGUUCUCAGGCACCGGCACGCCUUGUCCCUCUUGUUGCUGUCGACCAGCUGCCCGCGUGGGUGGACAUUGUCGGCGUGCCGCGUGAGCUCACGCCAGAGCAGGCGGCGCAGAUGAUUGCCAUUGCAAGCGACGGUGAAGCAGACACAGCAGGAAAAACAGACAACGACGAGAGCCAGCACGGCCAGGCGGGCCAGAACGCCGACGAUGUGUUUAAGGUGCGCAUCGUCACGAAACAGGGGGGUGCUUCCAAGGCCAUGCCAGCGGUGGCCCAGUCGCCCACCGCCACGGCGGAAGAGACAGAGGAGACAGCGCGUCCGGUGUCUCUGACCCCGUCGCCGGAUGUGGAAGACAACGAUGCACACGUCGUCGUGGACAAGGCCAAAGAUACCAUAGGGGCCAAAGAAAACAAGGCCAACGAAGAGGUCACACAUACUGACAACACAUCGUCUGCUCUCCUCGCCUCCCCGCAUCUUCGGCAGGGCGACAAACACACCGACGGCGCCCUUUCCAGCAUGGUCGAUGACAUGCUGGCUGGCCUCAAUGAGACGUCCCUCGGCGCGAUUCUGAACCAUCCUGCGCUCGUCAACGACCUCAUAGACAUUGACGUCGCUGCGGGUCAGGCUGCCCCCGUUCCGCUCCCGAUGGACGGACUGGCCGACGAGGCCCAGGGUGACGAGGAGUCUGACCAUUGCGGCAAGGACAAGGACGACACGGACGACAAGAGGGUCAAGCCCGCCGCCGCCGGUAGUCCUUUGAAGACACUCAAAGCCGGAUGGCCGCCGCUGAAGCAGCGUUGUGCGAACGCCGUCCGGCCGUGCCGCCGCUGGUGCCGCACCGGCUUUUGCCCCUUUGGCGACAGCUGCCGCUACGCCCAUGUCCUGCCGCAGACGCCCGAAGGCCUUGCGGCCAUUGACAUGGACCGCCUGCCGACGUGGUGGACGAACCGCGGCGGUCGAGCAAGCAAGGCCACCAUCACGGCAGGCAUAACUGCAGGCAUCACUGCAGGCACCACGGCCGCCGCCAGAGGCACCCGUACGGCCGCCAGCAGCCAACGGCCGUCGCCGGCCCACCGCACCACGCGCAGCAACAGCAGCACAGCCAGUUCUGGUGACAACGGGCCCUACCUCAACCAGUUCAGCUGCUACAAGACGCCGGACGCGUCGCAGAGCGCGCCACACCCGACGCAGCGCACACGUGCGCACUCGACGGCGGUGGUGCCGACACAGACACAUACCCAAGGCCCAACCCACAGCCAUAAGCAAGUCCUCCAUCCGCCCAUGAGCAGCGCCAUGCAGAUGUCGCGCCCGUCGCGGACGUACACGUCGCGGCCGUCGAGCCGCACCGGCGCCGCCAAGGACGGCAGCAGCAGCGACACCAGUGCCGGCAGCGGUGGAGGCGGUGGAGGCGGUGGAGGCGGCGGAAAACAGAGCGUGCCCCCGCAUCUCAUUGCCAAAAAGAAGCUGCAUCUGCAGCUGCAGCGGGAGAAGGAAAUGGCAGAGCAAGUGGACGAGGGACAGACGCCAUCCGCGCCCCCUGUGCAGGAGGUCGACGACCUAGUCGACCUGGUUGACCUGUAA